This is a messenger RNA of Cucurbita maxima (winter squash), 1795 nucleotides long. RefSeq names its product TLD domain-containing protein 2. Bases 346 to 1473 code for a protein of 375 amino acids. The transcript has 8 exons. NCBI's taxonomy places the organism in Eukaryota, Viridiplantae, Streptophyta, Magnoliopsida, Cucurbitales, Cucurbitaceae. The record is from RefSeq and is a predicted model, not a curated record.
AAUACCCUAAUUUGUUCCAUCGGCUCAUGGACUACACACACGAUUUUUCGUUGAAGUAAUUGUUAAGUUUCAUUGUCGCGUUCCUUCGCUUACAAGUUGAUGAUUUACCUCACCCAUUCAACAAACUUUUAGCUUAAUCCGAACGAACACUGGUCCACGAGCGGAACCCACUGAGAAUUUGGUAAACUAGAGCUGAAAUCUUUUGUAGAGAGAGAGAGAAAGGAGAAUGAUCGAGUGGGAAGCAAGGAGAAUCUGAAUGUUAAUGGAGAAUAAGCUGAGCUAAGGAUUGGGGAAUUUGCUGGAAAUCGAUUAGUUUCUUCUCUUUUUUUUACAUGAAAUGCUAUCAUGGGUAAGCAACAAUCCUUGCGCAGCAAAGCAGUUCAUCUUGUCUCCGAUAUCACCACCGUUCUUCUCAACCCAAUUUCUGAUAAACCUUCCGUGAGAACGUCUGCUCAUCCUCAUCAUCAUUCGCCUGAGGAUGCGAGCGACCUUAAAGACAACAGUGAUCUAGGGUCAGCUAGUGAACAGGGCUCUGAAUUUUCAGAUGAUGGCCCUGAUACAUCUUCAUUUACUGCAUUCCUGUAUUCCCUCUUGUCGUCCUCAGAAUCGCGGGAAAAUUUGAACUCCGAUGAACACAGUGAUAAUCAGGCCGUGGCAGCCAGUCAGCCAAUGAACAAUGCUGCGAAAGAAACUGUUACGAAGAAGAGCUUGUUUUCUAGGGGAAAACAAUCACUUGGUAGAGCUUUUCAUCAUGCUGCAAGAAUCACUGGCUACCGAAACCAGGAGCGGAAGAGUGAUGUUGAGAUGAAAGUUGAUGAUACUAAAUUUUCUGGAAUUGAGAUGAUGGAGAAGUCAAAUGUAAUCGAGGUUGCUUCAUCGGUUGACGAUGUCCCUGAUGCGUCCGAACCUUCACUGCUCCUUUCGGAAAAAGCUAGAACUAUUCUUUAUGCUUCCCUUCCAGCUCUAGUUCAGGGGAGGAAAUGGCUAUUGCUAUACAGUACGUGGAGGCAUGGGAUAUCACUUUCAACUCUAUAUAGGAGAAGCAUGCUUUGGUCUGGGCUCAGUUUGCUGAUUGUUGGGGACCGUAAAGGUGCUGUAUUUGGCGGUCUGGUGGAAGCACCGCUAAAACCGAGCAGCAAGAAAAAGUAUCAGGGAACAAAUAAUACGUUUGUGUUCACAAGUAUACCUGGCCAUCCUGUGAUUUAUCGCCCCACAGGUGAAAAUUACUAUUUCACAUUGUGCUCACCCGACUUCUUAGCCAUUGGCGGUGGCAGCCAUUUUGCACUCUACUUGGACAAUGACCUAUUGAAUGGAUCAAGUUCGACAUCGGAGACGUACGGAAAUCCUUGUCUUGCAAAUACUGAAGAAUUUGAAGUGAAGGAAGUUGAGUUAUGGGGCUUUGUAUACACCUCACAGUAUGAAGAAAUGCUUGCUUUGAGCCGAACUGAAGCACCCGGGAUUUGUCGUUGGUGAACGAUUUUCAAAUACAACCCGAACUGCAGCUUUACCGAAUGAAUCGACAUCCUGUGUAUCUCAUAACCAUCUAGACAUGAUUAUAUGAUGAUGAAGGCCGAUGAACUAGUUAAAGAAAUGAGAAGGUUGAAUGGGUAUUUCUGAAUCUGAAUCCUUCUCCACACUUGUACAUAAAAACUUCACACAUGUGCAUAUAGAAGUGUGCAGUUUUGCUUUCCUUUACUUGUACCUAACUUUGUUUGAAGGGCAUUGUUUUGUUGGGAUAUCAUAUUCUGAGUAUUUAUUCAAUGAAUGAUUUGCCCUUUUGCUUCUUCUUUUCAAA